Messenger RNA from Talaromyces atroroseus, 1128 nucleotides. RefSeq lists its product as hypothetical. Gene Ontology annotation, cellular component: nucleus; mitochondrial large ribosomal subunit. Gene Ontology annotation, molecular function: single-stranded DNA binding; DNA strand exchange activity; structural constituent of ribosome. The record is from RefSeq and is a predicted model, not a curated record. Gene Ontology annotation, biological process: positive regulation of mitochondrial DNA replication; DNA recombination. NCBI's taxonomy places the organism in Eukaryota, Fungi, Ascomycota, Eurotiomycetes, Eurotiales, Trichocomaceae. Bases 1 to 1128 code for a protein of 375 amino acids. The transcript has 2 exons.
AUGCCUACCCGACAGCCUACCCAGCGAAUAGCGAAAUUUUUCGAUUACAUGAGAAAGAACGAAAGACUAGACGAUUUCACAAUCCGGGAUAAAGCUCUCGAUUCGACCAAGAUUCCAGCAUGGCACCUCGUCCGACACCCGCCUGUUCCUGAGUCCACCGUUAUUCAGGGUAAACCUCGCUCUCCCUACUCGAAAGCUUAUAGGACGUUUCAGAAGCAAGAGGGUGCCAGGUUACGGAAGGCCUUGAAUCGACUCACCCAUGGCCGGAAUAUCUUUGUCUACAACAACAUACGAACAAACCAGGUCGUGUACUCACUGACGCGGUAUCUUGAGAAAAACAAUGUCCUAUCACAGAUGGUCUUCCACGGCAAGAAAACAGUGCCAGCCACCCUCAGAAAAGACAUGUGGGCUCCGUUUUAUUCUGUCCACUUCGAUGAUGCCAAAGUCGGGCUUCGCGCAUACCAGCUCCUCCGCGAAUUUUCCCUUCAAAGACAGCUUGCGCCGCCGAAAGAAAUGAUUACCAUCACCGAAAAAUGGCUAGAUCAAAAGAGACCGCGGGACAUGAUGGAGGCUGAGAAAUGGGAAGAGGAAAAUAAAAUGAAUGAAAAGGUUGGAUGGAUGAUGAACAAGAAAGACCGAGCUCGUGUUUUGAUGGAUCAAAAGGCCACCAGUGUCGCAGAUAUUGCGGCCGUUCUAGAGAUCCAAGAAAAGGAAUUGGAGGAAGGAUUUGCGUUGGGCACAAGAGGGUAUCUCACACGCAAAGCUCGCCAACGCAGAAGACUGGGGAGAAAGUUGGAAGCGGAGGCUACGGAGCGAGCCACGGAGCGAGUGCAAAAAUUCGAAGAUCAACUUGAAGACCUUGCUGGCGUUAGCAUUGAAAACCCAACCGGCCACAAUGAAUACUCCGUCGAGUCCAAACAAGUUAAGAUUCUGUGGACGGACAUUUACGAUGCUCAAUAUGCUAAAUCAUGGCCGGAGCGUGUUAGUCAUGGCCAUCUGGCUUUGCUUCAUGACCAUGUCAUGCCUGGUCAGAAGCGAGUCGAGGGUGCUGAGGUUGAUGAGGGCGACGACAUUCUAGCCCAUGACAACUUCACAGAGAAAGAGUCUGUCCCUUCUACAAGUAGCUGA